Acanthamoeba castellanii str. Neff is the source of this 3531-nucleotide messenger RNA. RefSeq lists its product as uncharacterized. The annotation marks the transcript as partial. NCBI's taxonomy places the organism in Eukaryota, Discosea, Longamoebia, Acanthamoebidae. The transcript is spliced from 14 exons. The record is from RefSeq and is a predicted model, not a curated record.
AUGAGUAGCAACCCGCCGAGUCCGUCCGCGUUCGCCGUGCGGGUGGUCCUCUCGCACCGCGUGCGCAACGCCGAAGGCGGCUGGCAUUGGCAGCCGGUCGCAGCCCAGGACCAGAUCAGAGUGACGAAGAACCGAGGCAAGGUGCUGCGGUUCUCCGUCGACGCGCUGCUGCCCUACCGGCCGACCGACGUCCAGGUCUACCUGGCCGACUACGAGGACACCGCGCCCGCGGGCGCCGUCGCCGUCGCCUCCCUGCCCGGCGUGCGUCUGAGCAAGGACGGCCUCUCCCUCCAGUCCAUCUCCGAACCCGUCAAAGCCAUCCCUGACCAACUGCCGGAGACGGCGAGCUACAUGAGCGAGGUGAUCGCCAAGCUCACCAAGAUCUCGCGGCAGCUCCAGACCCACAACACGGGCAAGAAGACGAGCAAGGGCGAGUGGGAGCUCAACCCCGCCCCGCCGCCCCACCAGCUCAAGCCGCUCCUGCCCCACCAGGCCACGCCGGCGGCGUCGUUCCAGUCGCACCAGCCGCCGCCGCCGCAGCAGCCCCAGCAGUCGUACCACCAGCACGCGGUCGGCAACACAUCGCCGACGGGCCACGUCUCGGGCGCGCAGGGCCGCUCGCCGUCGAGCUCGUCGCCGUCGUACUCGUCGCACUCGUCGCCCGACUACCAGUCGCCGGCCGGCGCCACCACCUCGCCUCCGCCCAAUCCGCAGCAACCGGCGCAGCAGCAGCAGCACCGCUACAACUACCACUACAGCCAGCACCCGCAGCCCGCGCACCCGACUGCGCAACCGCAGCAGCAGCAGCAAUCAUCGUUCAUCCCGGUCGCCCAGUACCUCCAGCAGCAACAGCAAAAGCAGCAGCAGCAGCAGCAGCACACGGCGCCGGGCCUGCAGCGACAGCAGAUGUGGCACCAGUACCAGUACAACCAGCAGCAGAACGAGCUGCAGAAGCAGCAGGAUAUCUCCCUGUGGACCACCAGCGGGGCGGCUGCGCUGCAGCGCCAACCGCAGCAGCAGCAGCAGCAGCAGCAGCAGCAGCAGCAGCAGCAGCACUUCAAGUUUCACCAGAGCGCCGCCGCCACGCCGGUCAUCCAGGCCUUCCAGCAGUCCAGCGCCGAGCCAUCGCGCGUGGUGCUCCACCGCCAGCCAUCCAUGCAGUCCGUCCACGGCCAGCCCCAGCAGCAACAACAGCACUACAACCACCAGCAGCAGUUCCCGCCCGCGCAGUCGACUGCCUACGCCGCUCAAUUGCCAUCGCAGCAGGACCAGCAGCCGCAGCAGCGCCGGGCGUCGCAGCUCUACCACCAGCCCGUGCCCAACCCCGACUGGGCGCCGUCGAACGUGGCGGGCUUCGACGCCGGCGCCGCGGCCUAUCCGUCGGGCGGCUACAUCGCCAGCCUCAUGGGCCAGCUGCCGAUGCGCGUCGACUCGCAGGUGGCGCUCGGCUCGGCGCGCUCGUCGGCCUCCUAUGCCUCCUCCUCCUCCUCCUCCGUCGGCUCGUCGGGCUACGACUCGUCCGACGGCCUGCUGCAGGGCAAGCGCAUGCGCGGCGACGACGGCAGCCGCAUCCGCAUGAGCAACGCAGUCAACCAAGCCCUGGGUGAUAGCGACGACUCGUCGGAGGGCGAGAACGACUUCUACCAGCACCCGGAGGCCGUCGAGGCGCGGCCGGGCGGGGUGUCGGUCCGCACGGGCGUGCACGUGAAGGGCCUGGCCUUCCUCCACUACUCCGACCUGCGGCUCAAGACCUCCGUCGAGGACGUCGUCGACGCCAUCCAGACCCUCUCCCAGCUCGAGGGCAAGCGCUACACCUGGCGCAAGGACGUCGCCGGUUCGCCGAUCAAUGGCGCCUCGGCGCAGGUGAGCGAGAUCGACCGGGAGAUUGCGUACCUGCAGAAGUACGUCGACCUCGACGCCGACGGGUCGGACCAGGAGCCCGACUCGCAGCCCACCGGGAUCAAGGUGCUGGGCCUCAUCGCCCAGGAAGUGCAGCGAGUGUUGCCCGAGAUUGUGCAGGAGAGCGCGGACGGCUGGCUGUCGAUCGACUACGCCGAGAUCGUGCCCAUCCUGAUCGAGGCCUUCAAGGAGCACAUGCAGGCCUACCACCGCAUGCAGGCCGGCUUCCGCGACGAGUUCGAGGCCUUCAAGGGCCAGCUCCGCGAGCGGCGCGAGAAGCUCGGAGACCUCGCCGCCCACGAGUCCGGCGAGGAGUCUGACCCCGACUCGCCGCGCGGCAAGGCCCACGGCGCCGUCGACGAUGACGACGAUCUGAGCGACGACGACACGGACGACGACGACGGUGUUGUGGAGACGGACGAGUGCGGGUUCGAGCUGGAGGAGAUCCCGGAGACGCGGCCGCUGGCCCGGCUCAACUUCCGAUCGAAGCUCGACGUCAAGGAGCUGGCCGAGCGCAUGUCGAGCCUCAUCCCGCCGCGCCCCUACAACGAGCUCCUCCACACCCUCCGCACCGACAAGCGCAAGCGGCAAGCCAAGCAAAGGUCGUAUGGGGUGGCGUUCUUCAGCGUGGGAACGUUCUUGCUGGUGGUCAACGCCCUCCUGGCGGCCUCCAUCCCCAUAUUCGUGUUCCAUCUGGGCACCGCCCAUAAGGGCACCGGCGCUCUUCUCUACGACUACUCGGUGGACACGGAGAGGAGCUACACCGUGUCCGUACUGGGCAACGUAGUCUCCGUUCAAGGCACCUCUAGUAGUAGCAGUAGCGCCAGCGUGUCGUCUUUAUCAUCAUUGCCGUCGUCGUCGCUACCAUCGACGCUAGACAAGCGAAACAGAAACAGGGCCGCGCCCUCCGGCGAAAGUCUCACCCCGGUGAAGGGCGCUUCGUCGUCUUCUUCUUCUUCUUCGACCUCCCACGCCGAGCGGGACGCGCUGCGCCCGCCGCCCACUGGCAAGCCCAACGACCAGAUCACGUGCCGCAUGCUCUCGGGCGACGGCAGCGACAACCUCAUCUUCCAGGCCGAGUUCUCCUGGAGCCUGGCCGACCCUCGUGGCGGGUAUUUGAGCGUGAACUAUAUUGUGGAGAUCCUGCACAUCAUCGAGUACGAGGAGACGGACGGGCUCGCGGGCUACCAGCGCGGCGAGGAGCUGUUCAUCUUCGGCAACAGCACCGGCAAGGAGGCCGUGUGGGACUCCUGGAAUGUCUUGAACCGCACGCAGAACGACACGAAGAUCCAGAACUGGCACGCGUACACGACGGACAGCAUCUUCUUUGUCCAUGGCAGCGUGAGCGAGCGCAAGGUCAUCGACCAGCGAUUCGGCCACAACCUCACCUCCAAUUCCAUCCGCGUCGACCUCAUCAUCACCGACUUCCCGUUCACCAGACCGAACACGACGCUGGCGCUGGUGAUGCGCGUGCGCAGCAAGGACCCGAUGGUGCUGGUCACCGCGCCGGUGCCCACGUCCGAAUCCGGGGUCCACAUCACCCAGAUCGGCGGCGACGGCAAAGAAGGCAACGACGGCGGCAAUACCAAGGGCGACCCCGACAUCGACGUCGGCGACGAUGACGUUAUGGAC